Messenger RNA from Cloeon dipterum, 4294 nucleotides. It is a transcript of the gene ATP7, whose product is annotated as copper-transporting ATPase 1. The record is from RefSeq and is a predicted model, not a curated record. Gene Ontology annotation, molecular function: ATP binding; copper ion binding; ATP hydrolysis activity. The transcript has 18 exons. Gene Ontology annotation, cellular component: trans-Golgi network; plasma membrane. Lineage: Eukaryota; Metazoa; Arthropoda; Insecta; Ephemeroptera; Baetidae. Gene Ontology annotation, biological process: copper ion export; intracellular copper ion homeostasis; copper ion import. Bases 150 to 4139 code for a protein of 1329 amino acids.
UUUCAGGUGGUAAUUAAAACGCCUAUUUCACAGCUGCUAGGUGUAUACAGUGUGGUUUCGAGGAGAGAGUUGCCCUUAAGAAGUUUUACAUCAAAAUGUGAACACGACAGUGUGUUUUAGAACGAAAUUUACAACCAAUUAACUUGAUAAUGGCGGCGAUCGAGCUCGAGACCAGGGGCGAGGAGCGGAUCCUUCGCUUUUCCUACGAUGAUUCAAAGAGCAAAGACAUCAGCGAUGAGUUUGUUUUGAGCUCUCUGCGCGAAAAGGUCACACCAGAUAUCAGUGGGGUUAGCCGAGAGGUCGCCAAAGGACAGUUGCAGGUCUGCUUUAGGGGCAGCAUCCACGAGUCUGAAAUCGUUCCACAAAUAAGAUCCACCCUGGAUAACUUGGGCUUUCUAGUUGACCUCGAGGAUGGUGCCUCCACCUCGGGGUCACUUACGACCAUUGUUGGAAUCGAUGGAAUGACUUGCAUGUCUUGCGUCAGGAACAUUGAAGGAACAGUUGGUGCUAAAGAUGGAAUUCUCUCCAUUAAAGUUGAUUUGGGUAGAAAAAUGGCCACCAUAAACUACAACUCCUCAACUCUUAGACUGGAUCAAGUGUUGGAAAUGAUUGAUGACAUGGGAUUCGACCCCUCAGAGCCCCAACCCUGUCUAUAUUUUUGUAAAGAACUAGCCGCCAAAAGGUCACAAGUAGAAAACUACCUCAAAGAAAAGCUUUGGAUCAUAAGCUUUGAAAUAAUCGCCGAAAGAAAUCUCUUUUACCUGGAAAUCAACAAAGCUUUCUCCGUAAACACGUCGCAAGUGUCUUGUGAUUUGAAGGAAGUCGGAAUCGAAGUUCUUGAGCAAGAGAAGAUUACACUGCGUUGCUCGGAGCAAGUGACUGAGUAUUUGUCACGGACAAACGGUGUUUCUGAAGUGAGGCAGAACGGCGACUGUGUUCACGUGUUUGUUGAGCCUGGAGCGGUGUCUUCACAGCAAAUCAAUGCCCUUUUGGACGUGGGAGGCUACAGUGGAUCAACGUCCCAAAGCACAACACCUGUUGGGUCAAAAACUGGAAGCCCCGAAAAGGAUGUCAAAAUCACUGUAGAAAGUGACGAUGUUGUGGUUUUUGAAAGAAAAGACCUUGCCAAAUGUCACCUGCAUGUGCAAGGAAUGACAUGCGCAUCAUGUGUAGCUGCCAUUGAAAAGCACUGCAUGAAAAUCUAUGGCGUGCAUGGGGUGUUAGUGGCUCUAUUGGCUGCUAAAGUGGAGAUUAAGUAUGACCCCACGGUUGUGACGCCCGUCACUAUUGCUGCUUCUAUCACAGACCUGGGCUUCACGUCUAGUGUCAUUGAUGAGGCAGGCAGUGGAGAUGGACAAGUGGAACUGAAGAUCUCUGGAAUGAGCUGUGCGUCAUGUGUAAAUAAAAUUGAAAAAACGGCACUGGCCCUGCCAGGAGUUACUUACGCUGCAGUUGCGCUUACAACACAGAAAGGGAAGUUUAAAUUCGAUCCGGAGACCACGGGACCCAGAGACAUCGCUGAUGCUAUUACAAAAUUGGGAUUUGAAGCUGAGCCAGUCACGUCUUCCUCUCAAAAAGAUCACUUGGACCACUCACAGGACAUCAGAAAGUGGCGGAACACGUUCCUGAUCUCCCUUAUAUUUGGAGGACCGUCCAUGGCGGUGAUGAUGUACUUCAUGAUGGCCAUGCCAGCCCACCACCACGAUUCUGGCCUCAUCAUGCCAGGUCUUUCUUUGGAAAACCUGAUCCUCUUUGUUCUGGCAACACCCGUCCAGAUUUUUGGAGGCUGGCCCUUUUACUCUCAGGCGUGGAAAUCUAUAAAGCACGGAUCAUCCAACAUGGACGUGCUAAUCGUGAUGGCAACGUCGGUUUCCUACAUUUACUCAGUGGCCGUGCUUGCAGCUUCAAUGGCUCUGAUGCACUCAACCAGUCCAAUGACCUUUUUUGACACUCCACCCAUGCUCUUCGUGUUUGUUUCGCUGGGCAGGUGGCUGGAGCAUAUCGCUAAAGGAAAAACCUCAGAAGCUCUUUCGAAACUUCUCUCUUUGAAACCGACUGAAGCGCUUCUUGUGCAAGUAGGACCUGAUUUUGAAGUGCUGUCUGAGAAGACGAUUGGCGUAGAUCUGGUGCAAAGAGGGGACGUCCUCAAGGUUCUUCCUGGGGCAAAGGUUCCUGUUGAUGGGAGAGUUAUAUCUGGAAAAUCAAGCUGUGACGAGGCUCUGAUCACUGGUGAAUCCAUGCCUGUGCCCAAACAAACUGGGUCGGUGGUGAUUGGAGGAUCAAUCAAUCAGAACGGGUCGCUUCUGGUGAGGGCCACCCACACCGGGGAAGCGACCACUCUUGCCCAGAUCGUGCGUCUGGUGGAGGAAGCACAAACCUCUAAAGCCCCAAUCCAGCAGCUGGCCGACAAGAUCGCAGGAUACUUUGUACCUUUUGUAGUCGCGGUUUCAGUUACUACUCUCUUAGGUUGGAUCAUAGCCGGAUACAUUGACAUCAACUACCUUCCUUUAUCAGUUGAGGCAAAAGAAGGGCUGACCAACGACGAAAUCAUUCUUCAGUAUGCAUUCCAGUGCGCAUUAAGCGUGCUCGCGAUCGCCUGUCCUUGCGCCCUGGGUCUCGCAACUCCAACGGCUGUGAUGGUUGGUACUGGAGUUGGAGCCCAGAGUGGCAUUUUGAUUAAAGGCGCCGAACCUCUGGAAAACGCGCACAAAGUGAAGGCGGUGGUGUUCGACAAAACUGGAACCAUCACUCACGGCAAACCAAUGGUGGCCAGGAUCAGCCUGUUUGUCAAGGAACAGACUUUGAAUCUUGCCCACGUUUUGGCGCUUUUGGGCACUGCUGAAGCCAGCAGCGAACAUCCUAUUGCGUCUGCUGUUGUUAAGUUUGUCAAAGACGUGGUUGGACCAAACGCCCACCCAGGAACUGCUGAAAAUUUCCAGGCUGUGCCUGGCUGUGGACUGAAAUGCACCGUAUCCAGGAUUGAAGCACUGACUGAGACCGCACAAAAGUCGGAGGGCGUAAUUAAUUAUGCAAAUCACACAAAAUCGGGAGGCACUCAGAUUGAAAUAUCUGGCGUUUUGAUAGAAGAUGUUCCCUGUGAAAUGGCAUCAACUGAGAAAACUGCAAAGGAAUUGCAGCAGCUACUCAACAUAGACGAUCGUUCGGCUCAGUUGACAGGGCCUUUUGAUGUUUUGGUGGGCAACCGGGAAUGGAUGAAGAGAAAUGCCAUUGAAAUACCCACAGAGGCAGACAUGAGAAUGAUUGAUGAAGAGGAGAAAGGCAACACAGCCGUGCUUUGUGCAGUUAAUGGCAUUUUGGUCGCCAUGGCGAGCGUUGCAGAUAGAGUAAAGCCUGAGGCGCAUUUAGCGGUUUACACACUUAAGAAGAUGGGGCUGGAAGUUAUUCUACUGACCGGCGACAACAGGAAAACUGCUGCCACCGUCGCGAGGCAGGCCGGCAUCACUCGAGUUUUUGCUGAAGUUUUGCCAUCACACAAGGUCGCCAAAAUUCAAAGACUACAAGAGCAGGGCAUGAGAGUGGCUAUGGUUGGAGACGGUGUAAAUGAUUCACCAGCUCUGGCUCAAGCAGAUGUUGGAAUUGCAAUUUCGUCUGGCACUGACGUUGCUGUUGAAGCAGCAGACGUAGUCCUUAUGAGAAAUGAUCUGCUAGACGUGAUUGGCUGCUUGGACCUGUCCCGCAAAACUGUCCGCAGAAUCAGACUGAACUUCAUGUUUGCCAGCAUGUACAACGUUAUUGGAAUUCCAGUAGCUGCAGGCGUGUUCAGCCCAUUUGGUUUCCUGCUGCAGCCUUGGAUGGCAUCAGCAGCAAUGGCGCUGAGUUCAGUUUCAGUGGUGGCAUCAUCCCUCUUCCUAAAAACGUACGUUAAGCCUACAAGAGGCACUUUGGUGACCCCCGAGUAUCAAGCGGCUGUCGCACGAUCAAGGGAAUUGCCUGAGGAUUCAAUUUCGCUGCACAGAGGACUAGACGACAAAGACAAAACAUUUGCCAGGUCUAACAGCUCGACGAUUGGAAGACUACUGAGCCGAGGGAGCAGAGCUGAAGGCAAAGGCCGUCUCUUGUCUGAAGAGGAGGACUGUCACGAUCAGCUGCUUGCUCAAGCAGGGUCAUCAGUGGUAUGAAGAUAUCAAGAAAUAAUAUUCUUCAGAAGUAGAGGACAGAUAAUGUAUUUUUCAUUUAAUCAUUAAUCAAAGUUAAACACUGCGUUAAUUUUGAUACAUAAUUUCAUCCACCCAUCACUACGCAAAGAUCAUAAAAAUAUUUUUUCAAACAAUAA